AUGGGCAAGCAGACUAAGGGAACCAAGAAGUUCUUGCGAACGCAGCUUGACAGUACCAUCAAGCGCCGUCGCGAGCACCAGAAGAAGCGCAAGGUCAUCGAGCGCUCGGCGGCUCAGAAAAAGCAGAAGCAGCUGCGCAACACUGGCAAGAAGGGCAAGGCGGUGCAAGAUGUCGAAGCGCCAGAAGAUUUGGCAGAGUACGACGACGAGGCUGUAGCGGAUAAGAUGGAGACGAGCGGCGGCAAAUUCAAGGGGAUGAGCGUGGACGAUUUCCUCGGCGGUGGGUUCAAGAGCGCAGGCGCGGAAGACGCAGAGGAUGACGAAGACGAUGAUGAGGAUGACAGCGAGGACGAGGAUGCAGACGAUCUCGAAGACGUCGAGGGCAUGUCGGAUGACGAUGAGGACGUAGGCAUGCAUGCACAGGAUCUCGAGAAGCUCAAGGAGAAGGACCCCGAGUUCUACGCCUACUUGCAAGAGAAUGACAAGGAGCUCCUCAAAUUCGGUCAGGAAUCCGACGACGAGGACGAGAGCGAGGACGAGAGGCCAAGCAAGGCAAAAGCUUCUUCGUUAAAAGCAGCCGAGGUCGAGAGCGGCCCGCAACGAGUGACACUCAAGAUGCUGGCCGGCUGGCAAAAGUCGAUGCUGGCCCACCGCUCGCUCAAGGCGCUCCGUCGCCUCCUCAUCGCCUUCCGCUGCGCCGUCAAGCCCGAAGAGGAGGACAAACGACUCGAAGGCGCAUCGUUCAUCAUCGAGGAAGCGCGCGUCUUCAACAAGCUCGUGCUCACCGCGCUCAAAUACACGCCCGUCGUCCUCCAGCACCACGUGCCCAUCACCGAGGACAAGCGGGGCAACGUCAAGAUCCCGUCGACCAACAAAAAGUGGAACUUGAUCAAGAAGCCCAUCCAGUCGUACUUCAGCAACCUCUUCCAGCUGACCGAGACGCUGACCGAGCCGCGUAUGCUCGAAAUCGUGGUGCGCGAGAGCACGCGCAUGGUGCCGUACGCGCUGUGUAUCCCCAAGACGACGCGCGAGUUCAUCAAGGUGGCGCUCAACCUGUGGUCGAGUCAGGUGUCGGAGGACGACGUGCGGAUGUCGGCGUUCCUGACGCUGAGGCGGUUGGGCAUGUCCGGUGGCUCGACGUCGUUGGAGAACGUACUGCGCGGCGUCUACUCGUCGUACAUCCAGUCGAGUCGGUCGGUGAGCAUCCACACGCAGCCCAUGCUCAACCUCAUGAAGAACACGGCGGUGGAGCUGUACCUCGUCGACGGCGACGUGGCGUACACCCAGGCAUUCGGCUUCAUCCGUCAGCUGGCGAUCCACCUGCGCAACUGCGUCAAGACCAAGAGCAAGGACACGUUCAAAGCGGUGCUCAAUUGGCAAUUCGUCAGUGCGAUCGACUUUUGGUCGUUGCUGCUGUCGCGGGCGUGCGAUGUGGAGUCGGAGCGUCAGGCAGGGUUCGAGUCGCCUCUGGAACCGCUCGUCUAUCCCUUGGUGCAGGUGGCGACGGGUGUCGUUGGGCUCGUCCCAAACUCCCGCUACUUCCCGUAUCGUCUGCAUCUGCUUCAGUCGAUGAUGCGCAUCGUCACGCGAACGGGCACGUACAUCCCACUGGCGCCGUCGAUCCUGUCGGUGUUUGAGUCGCCCGAGUUCCAACGCAAGCUCAAGGGCAGCACCGCGGCACCCAUCGAUUUCAGCACCACCCUCCGCGCACCGACACAGCUCGUCCGCACCCGGCCCUACUCGAACCAGCUGUUGGGCGAAUACUCGUUCCUGCUGCUCGAGUUCCUCGCGUCGCAAUCGCGAUCCAUCGCUUUCCCGGAAUUGGUGCUGCCACUGCAGAUCCAGCUCAAGCGGCUCUCGAAGAGCACGACGAACAACAAGUUCCAGGCAGAGGCAAAGCAGCUGUUGGACAAGUCGCAUCAGACCGCACUGUGGGUCACCAAGCAGAGAGACGCGAUCGACUUCACGCCCAAGGACCUGGGGAAGGUGAGGGACUGGGAGAUGGACGCCAAGGAGAACCCGCUCGAGGGCAUGUUGAGGCUGGCCAAGAAGGUGAGGGCGAAGCAGGAGGCAUUGAUCAAGGCACAGGCGCAGGUGGUCCGCGAUGAUGAUGACGACGACGAGGAUGAGGAUGAUGAGGAUGAGGAAGAAGAUGAAGAGGAGGACGAGGAUGAGAUGGAGGUGGAGGACGAGGACGACGAGUAA
This is a messenger RNA of Kalmanozyma brasiliensis GHG001, 2205 nucleotides long. RefSeq names its product Nucleolar complex protein 2. The coding region runs from base 1 to 2205 and encodes 734 amino acids. NCBI's taxonomy places the organism in Eukaryota, Fungi, Basidiomycota, Ustilaginomycetes, Ustilaginales. The record is from RefSeq and is a predicted model, not a curated record. Gene Ontology annotation, biological process: ribosomal large subunit biogenesis. Gene Ontology annotation, cellular component: Noc2p-Noc3p complex; nucleoplasm; nucleolus. The transcript has a single exon.